GCGGCACCCGGCUGGUUUCCAGGAGGAGCCCUUUUCUCCCUCUCGUUGCAUGUUAGGCAUUUUUGCACAGCUUUCCCCCCCCACCCCCUCCCCGCCGGGGCAGGGUUACCUCUGCCGCCUGCUCUCCGCAUCUCUGGUGGGGAGCGAAGCAGCCAACUCCGCUGCGAUCGGAAAGCGGCCAGAGACCAUUUUAUGUGAGCGAGCCGGGUGGGAAGAAGCGGAGAGAAACCGUCGCAGGGACACAGGCGGAUAUAAAGACUUGUCUUCUGCCUCCCCCCCUCUCCCUCCCCCUUGUAAACACUAAAUCUGUGAAGGCAGCGAUUUGACAUCCACCCUGAGCAGCGGCUAUGGGGUGUUUGGGCAACAGCAAAACGGAGGAUCAGCGUAUCGAUGAGAAAGCGCAGCGAGAAGCCAACAAAAAAAUAGAGAAGCAGUUGCAGAAAGAGAGGCUGGCUUAUAAAGCGACACACCGCUUGCUGCUGCUGGGGGCUGGUGAGUCAGGAAAAAGCACUAUUGUGAAACAAAUGCGAAUCCUACAUGUCAAUGGAUUUAAUUCAGAAGAAAAGAAACAGAAAAUACUGGAUAUUCGGAAAAAUGUUAAAGAUGCGAUUGUGACUAUAGUUUCAGCUAUGAGCACUUUAAUACCCCCAGUUCCAUUGGCCAACCCAGAAAACCAAUUUCGAAUGGACUACAUCAAGAGUAUAGCUCCUCUUUCUGACUUUGACUAUACACAGGAGUUCUUUGAACACGCAAAAAAGCUCUGGGAUGACGAAGGUGUAAAGGCAUGCUUUGAGAGGUCAAACGAGUAUCAGCUGAUUGACUGUGCACAGUACUUUUUAGAAAGAAUUGACAGCGUCAGCAUGGAUGACUACACACCCACAGAUCAGGACCUAUUAAGAUGCAGAGUGUUGACAUCAGGGAUUUUUGAAACAAGAUUUCAAGUAGAUAAAGUAAAUUUCCACAUGUUUGAUGUAGGUGGCCAGAGAGAUGAGAGAAGAAAAUGGAUCCAGUGCUUUAAUGAUGUCACAGCUAUCAUCUUCGUUGUGGCUUGCAGCAGCUACAACAUGGUAAUAAGGGAAGACAAUAACACAAACAGACUACGGGAAUCCCUGGACCUUUUCAAAAGUAUCUGGAAUAAUAGGUGGUUACGGACCAUUUCUAUCAUUUUAUUCUUGAAUAAACAGGACAUGCUGGCUGAAAAAGUCUUGGCAGGGAAAUCAAAAAUUGAAGAUUACUUUCCUGAAUACGCGCAUUAUACUGUACCUGAGGAUGCAACACCAGAUGCAGGAGAAGACCCCAAAGUCACAAGAGCCAAGUUCUUCAUCCGGGAUGAGUUUUUAAGGAUAAGUACAGCGAGCGGAGACGGCCGGCAUUACUGCUACCCACACUUCACAUGUGCAGUGGACACAGAAAACAUCCGCAGAGUGUUCAACGACUGUCGAGACAUCAUUCAGAGGAUGCACCUCCGCCAGUACGAACUCUUGUGAGGGGAAUCACCGUGGAACCUGUGGUUUUAAAUUCUUUGCUCCUUACUCUUUCUCUUGAUACUACCCCACACAGGGUGGAAGAAUAUACUAUAGAAAUGUCAGUCUCUUCACUUUGUUUACUUUCAAUUGUUUAACCUUAAAGCUGAUUUGAAGCAAGUUCGGGUUAUUUUCCCUUCAUGCUUUUUGGGACUAUUUUUGUGCUUUAUUUUGACAUGCCACUUCUUCGUCAUUCCACUAAGCCCUUUGGCUACCUCUGUUUCCUUAGGUUUUGUUUUUUUUAAACUGAACGUGACCUGCUAAAUUUUUUCCAGCGGGUUAACCUCAGUUCAGACCGGUAUGUCAGCUGGAUGACACUAAAGUCAUACCUAUCCCUCUGUGUGGGUUUCCUUUUUAACGUGACAUUGAAGAGUACUUGAUGGGUGAAAAAAAAGAUUAAUGCACUUUGUAUCAGGUUAUUAAAUACUGUUGAGGAAGUAGACACACAAUGUAGCAGCACCACAAUAUUUAUUACUCUGUCACAGUUUUUAGCAUUUCUGAGUUGCAGGUCAACUGAUAAAGUGACCUCCUCUUUUAAGCCGUUACUGGCACAGGAAGUAGAGUAGAUAAUGAGAGGAACAGUGAAGACAAAGCAAUUUUUCUGGGGUUUUGGAGCUAAGUGUCUCUGCACACCUCAGGCAUUUGAAUUACAGCUACUUUUCAGCCUGUUGCAUCUGGGCAGAAAAUUUACCACCCUCACUUAUGUUAUUUGUGCUGUCCACAAAUGAUCCUUUUAGUUCUGAUCAUUCUUGGACAACAGUCCUCUCCCUAUAUAUAUUUUUUUGUUUUACUGCUGGUUUAUUAUAUUGUACAGACUGUAAAAUGUAAUAUUAUUUUGUACAACUUUAUUGAAGAAAAAUACUUGUAGAAGAUCUUUGUGCCUUGAUUAUGGCUGUACCUGUAAAAUGAGCUAAGAUGUAAGUAUGUUUUUGAUUGCGCUGUACAGCUUGAUGUCAACCUUACCUGCAGCAGUGACUGGAGGUAAGAACUUUAUCUGUAGAGUUUAGGGGUUUUUUUCUGGUUUAUAUAAAAAUGCUCUUUAGUAUAAAAAUUAUAAAUUAUGCAAAUUAACCACUUACCUUUCCAAGUAAGGUAUUACAGUCACCGGAUGUUGCAGCAAACAUGCCUUUCUCUUUUGAAGUCUCAGCUUUAAAACAUUGGAAUUCAUUCAAGUGUCCAAAUUGCAACCUGGUGUUGUUUUAAUGGGAACCAAGGAUUUCUUUUUUUUUUUCCUUCUUUUUUGUUUUUUGUCCUUUAUAUUUAGAAAAUAUGUUUGGUAAUUCUUUGGUCAUUCAUAGAACUUCACAAUUGCACAGACCGAUUGUGAAUGUGUAAAGCACCAUUAUAUAGAGCUCUUCAAUCUUUGUACCAACAGCGGCUUUCAUUGUGCAAGUAAAUCGCGAGAAAGAAGAUAAGAAAAAAAAAAAGGUGUAUAAACCCUUGUGUCUGGCCUAAGAGAAUUACAAGAUGACAUUUUUAUUUCUCUUUUAAUAAAGAGACACAUUAGAAAAUUGUUUUAUUUUAAAUAUUGUAGAAUCAAAAUGUGUGAACAUUUCUCAAACUUGAAUAAUUUAUGCAAAUGACAUUCUCAAAACAAGUUGUGGUACAGUACAAUAUAUAAAAAGCAAGAAUUGCUGUAGCAAUAAGGCAUGUCCUUUUUAGUAACUAUAACACUGCUUUAUAUUUUAUACAUAGGUGUUUUAUGUCUGUGACUAUAUACUUUUCCUGUGUCCAAGAUAACCUGUACAAAUGUCUAAAAUUACAGUUGCAAUAACAGAAACCUA
Corvus hawaiiensis (hawaiian crow) is the source of this 3307-nucleotide messenger RNA. It is a transcript of the gene GNAL, whose product is annotated as G protein subunit alpha L. The record is from RefSeq and is a predicted model, not a curated record. Gene Ontology annotation, cellular component: heterotrimeric G-protein complex. Lineage: Eukaryota; Metazoa; Chordata; Aves; Passeriformes; Corvidae. Gene Ontology annotation, biological process: adenylate cyclase-modulating G protein-coupled receptor signaling pathway. Gene Ontology annotation, molecular function: G-protein beta/gamma-subunit complex binding; GTPase activity; GTP binding. The transcript has 12 exons. Bases 348 to 1487 code for a protein of 379 amino acids.